Populus euphratica (Euphrates poplar) is the source of this 913-nucleotide messenger RNA. RefSeq names its product BES1/BZR1 homolog protein 4-like. Gene Ontology annotation, biological process: brassinosteroid mediated signaling pathway; DNA-templated transcription. The record is from RefSeq and is a predicted model, not a curated record. The coding region runs from base 109 to 798 and encodes 229 amino acids. NCBI's taxonomy places the organism in Eukaryota, Viridiplantae, Streptophyta, Magnoliopsida, Malpighiales, Salicaceae. The transcript is spliced from 2 exons. Gene Ontology annotation, molecular function: DNA-binding transcription factor activity.
UUCUCUCUUUGUCAUGCAAAAAACAUAUAUAAACCAACCCCACCACCAUAAAUAUAUAUAUAUAUAUAAACUUCAGAGAGAGAGAGAGAGAAGAGAAGCAGGAUAACCAUGAAGAGGGAUGGUUCAUCAACAUCAUCAUCAAGCAGGAGUGAGAGUGAUAAGGAGAGAACAAAACUGAGAGAGAGACAGAGAAGAGCUGUUACCACCAGGAUCUUCCAUGGACUCAGGAAAUAUGGUGGUUACCAGCUCUCACCACGCUCUGAUAUCAAUCAAGUCCUCCGUGAACUCGCCAAGGAGGCUGGUUGGGUUGUUGAGCCUGAUGGCACCACCUACCGCUAUAAGGUUGUGAGCCGGUGCCCAACUUGUGGGGUGAUCCCAAAUACAAGCACCAACACGACACCUACCACCAGCAGCACCGUCAUUGCUUAUGGUGGUGGUGGUGGAGGAGGAGGAGGAGACUGCUCUCCAACCACGUCGCCACGCUGCAAUAUCGAUCCCACAAUGAUCAACCCCUACAACAACAACAGCCAUGCUGGGUCUACAUCCUUGUAUGGUCAUGAACAUGGCUCUGCAGGUAGUUUUACAAGUGAUGUUGACAAUAAUAAUCCUCUUGCAUUCUACAUGUACAAUGGACUAGCUAGCGCGCUCCACCACCCAUCCACAGCCACAACCGCGGCCGCCCCCAUCGGAGGUGGAAUGAAGGUGCAGAUACCAAGUCAGCAGCAGCUUCAAGGGACGUACAUCCAAGAGGCAAGGGCAUCUAACCAGAACACGCCUGUGGGAUCACUAGACCAGUAACUGGGAGUCUUAAAUUCCAAAAUUUUCCUCAUGUAUAUCCUGAAAUUUACCACUGCUAGAAAGGAAGUAGGAAGUAGAAACAUGAAAAAAAAAAAAACAAAAAAAAAAAAACAAU